AUUGGUAGCUUGGGUACAGUGGUGCUAUCACUGUGCUGCUGAGUUGCGCUUUGGCUAUCAUCACCUUACAUCUACAGCAGGAGUCCAACAAGGCGAUCCACUGGGACCACUGCUGUUCUCCUUAGUCGUCCUAGAACUAAUGGAUGAAGUUGGAGAAGUGCCUGGCUUAGACCUAAAUUUGUGGUACCUUGACGAUGGUACUUUUGCUGGCACACGGAAAUCUGUCUCAAAGUUAAUAAACUUCAUCAUAGAGAAAGGUCCUUCCCUGGGCCUUCAUGUCAAUUUAUCAAAGUGUGAAGUGUUUUGGCCUUCAGGAGAUCGAACACAUCCAGAAUUUCCACCAGAAGUACACCGGUUGUCAGAUGGAAUGGAAUUGCUUGGUUCUCCUGUGUUUGGUUCAUCGGAUUUCUUCACUAAUUGUUUCAAGAAGCGAGUCGAUCAAGUAGCAAAUACCCAAUCUCAUCUCUCUGAUCUUGAAAAUCCACAAGUGGAACUUCAGUUGUUGAGAAGUUGCCUGUCCAUAUGUAAAAUCAACCAUUUGCUACGAUCUGUGAGACCUGGGGUUGCUACGAGCACAUUGUCUAUUUUCGAUGAAGGGUUACGCCGAUCUCUCAGCCGUAUCACAAGAUCUUCAAUUUCUGACUUUGCAUGGUCACAAGCAGUAUUGCCAAUUGGAAAAGGAGGUGUGGGUAUCCGGGAGGCCUUAUCUACUUCACCUUCCGCUUUUCUUGGCAGCUGUAACUCAAAUCGAAAGUUAGUUAAUUGCUUACUGAAACGUAACCAUCCUUCUCUUCUCACUUUGAUCAAACCCUUGCCUGGAGAAGACGAAGCACGAGGAAUCGUGCAUAACCUACUUUCAAGAAAGGAUUCACCUUCAUUAGAUUUGGUGACAGCUACACAACAUCAGAUUCAAAUUCAACUAGAUGACAUCUCAUUUUCCAACCUACUCAAUUCAGUGAGUCUCAGAGAUAGGGCUCGCUUGAAGACAUUAUCAUCUCCUCAUACUGGUGCAUGGUUGCGGGCAACUCCAAACCGUAACUUAGGCCUCACCAUGUCACCCCAUGAGUUUGUUGUAGCAGCAAGAUACUGGUUGGGUCUACCUGUGUUUCCGUUCCCACCAAACAGCAUCAGAUGUAUAUGUGGUCAUCCACUUGACCCAUAUGGAGAUCAUCUUGUUGGGUGUGGUCAUGGUCCACAUCGUCUGAAUCGACAUAAUGCUUUAUGUGAGUCUAUUUGGCAAUCACUCCUCAUUGAUUCCAAACAAGUUGUGAAAGAACAGAGAAGCUCGGGUCAAUCCAAAUGCCGCCCAGGUGAUGUCUUCCAUCCGAAUUUCUUGAAUGGACGGCCUGGAUAUUUUGACAUCACUGUAAGAAACACGUUGCAACCAUCUUACAUUGCUCGAGUUGCUGAAACAUCAGGAGUUGUUGCAGAAGCAGCAGAAAUGGGCAAGGAUGAUCGUCACCAUGCAAGAGUAUCUUUGACUGGUGGUACAUUUUAUCCGUUGGUAGUUGAAACACUUGGCCUUUGGUCACCAGACAGUCUAGAGACUUUGAAGUCUAUAUCCUCAAAAGUAUGUGCUGUGUUAGCUGUUCCCUUCUGGAAGGCUUUAAAGAAUUUGCUAGAGCAGCUUUCUGUUAGAUUAUGGAUUUAUAACGCUAGAAUGAUAUCUAGCCGCAUACUUGCGGAAGUAGCUGAAGUCCUUAGUUGGGACUUCCCUGUAUGUGAGUAGGUGUGUAAGAAAUAAAUAAAUAUAUAUAUAUAAAAAA
Corticium candelabrum is the source of this 1766-nucleotide messenger RNA. RefSeq lists its product as uncharacterized. The record is from RefSeq and is a predicted model, not a curated record. Lineage: Eukaryota; Metazoa; Porifera; Homoscleromorpha; Homosclerophorida; Plakinidae. Bases 140 to 1729 code for a protein of 529 amino acids. The transcript has a single exon.